UGCAUCUCCCAAUAAAUCCCUUUUAAAUCAGAGAUGAAAAGACUAACCUUUUCUUCCUUGUCUUAUAAAACCUAUCUAAAGCCGUCUCAUUUUUUUAGCCGGUGGAUAUUCUGUUCCGAGGCAAAUCCUAUAUCAUUCAUUAUUCCUUCUUUCUUUCUUUCUUCCGACCGGGGAAAUUGAGUUAACCCAGUUCAUAAAACCUGUCUGAAUAAUUGACAACCCAGCUCAAAAGAUUCAAUUUUUUUAUUUCACUCACCAAAGAAAAAAAAAAGAUUCGAUCUUUUCGACUAGAUAAUUGAAGAAAGAGGAAAGAGAGAGAGAGAACACACAAAGUGGAAGAACAAGAACGAUGAGAGCUGGUCUAAGCACGAUCCAACAGACUCUAACGCCUGAGGCCGCAACCGUUCUAAACCAAUCAAUCUCCGAAGCGGCGCGUCGCAACCACGGACAAACAACGCCGCUACAUGUCGCAGCCACUCUCCUCGCUUCUUCCUCGGGUUACCUCCGACGAGCCUGCAUCCGAUCCCAUCCCAACUCCUCCCACCCGCUCCAGUGUCGAGCCCUCGAGCUCUGCUUCAGCGUCGCCCUAGAGCGUCUCCCCACCACCACCUCGACGACGACGGCUCCGGCGAACGAUCCUCCGAUCUCGAACGCGCUUAUGGCGGCGCUGAAGCGAGCUCAAGCUCAUCAACGCCGUGGAUGCCCGGAGCAGCAGCAGCAGCCGUUGUUGGCGGUUAAAGUGGAGCUGGAGCAGCUGAUUAUAUCGAUAUUGGAUGAUCCGAGUGUGAGCCGGGUCAUGCGAGAGGCUAGCUUCUCUAGUCCAGCCGUCAAGGCCACGAUAGAACAGUCGUUGAGUAGUAAUAAUAAUAAUAAUAAUAGUCCGUCCAAUACGACGUCGGUUCCGAGCGUUUCGUCAGUCGGGUUAAAUUUCCGACCCGGUGGAGGAGGUCCGAUGACCCGGAACACGUAUCUCAACCCGCGUUUGCAGCAGCAUAACGGCCCCGCGUCGGGGCAGCAACCAGGGGUUAGUAAAAACGAUGACGUGGAGGAGCGGGUGAUGGAUAUAUUGGGCCGGGGGAAGAAGAGAAACCCGGUUUUGGUCGGGGACUCGGAGCCGGGUCGGGUGAUCCGCGAGAUCCUUAACAGAAUCAAAUCCGGAGAAGCGGCAGUUAAGAACUCAAAGGUUGUUGUUGUUGUUCACUUCGAGGAGAUCAGUUCGGAUAACGCGGAGAGAAUCAAGAUGUUAGACGGGUUGCUGGAGACCCGGAUGAAGGAUUCGGAUCCUGGAGUGAUUCUCGAUCUCGGAGACUUGAAGUGGCUCGUGGAGCAACCGCAGCCGGUGGCGGUGGAGGUAGGGAGGACGACGGUGGCGGAGCUGAGGAGGCUUUUGGAGAAGUUCCGAGGAAGGCUGUGGUUUAUCGGAACCGCCACGUGCGAGACUUAUCUACGGUGCCAAGUGUAUCAUCCAUCGAUGGAGAAUGAUUGGGAUCUCCAAGCUGUGUCGGUGGCGGCUAAAGCUCCGGCGUCCGGCGUUUUCUCGAGGUUUGGGAACGGUUUGGGAUCAUUCACGCCGACGUUGAAGAGCUUCGUGCCUGGUGGUGCGAACAUGACGUUGAAAUGUUGUCCGGAGUGUUCAAAGAGCUGCGAGCUAGAGCUGUCUGAAACCGAGUCGGUGUCUCAAGAGGUUAAAACAGAAGGAGUAGUAGCUCAGACGAAACAGUUGCCACAAUGGCUAUUGAAUGCUAAACCGGUCAAUCGUGUACCGCAGGCGAAGAUUGAAGAAGUGAAGAAGAAAUGGAAUGAUGCGUGUGUGCGUCUUCAUCCUAGCUUCCAUAACAAGAAGGAGAGGAUCGUUCCGAUUCCAACACCUAUACCGUUGACGACAAGCUCCUACGUUCCCAAUAUGCUUCUCCGUCAGCCGUUACAGCCAAAGUUCCAGCCCAAUAGAGAGUUGCGUGAGAGGGUGCAUUUGAAACCUAUCACCCCUUUGGUAACAGAACAAGCCAAGAAGAAGAGUCCUCCCGGGAGUCCGGUUCAGACCGAUCUUGUUCUUGGAAGAACAGAGGAUUCGGAGACGAGAGUGAGAGACUUUCUUGGUUGCAUAUCGUCUGAAUCAGUAGUACAGAACAACAACAACGAUAAGAUCAGUGUUCUGCACAACUCUUUAGACAUUGAUUUGUUUAAGAAGCUUCUAAAGGGAAUGACAGAGAAAGUAUGGUGGCAGCACGACGCAGCCUCGGCCGUCGCCGCCACGGUUAGUCAAUGCAAGCUAGGCGCCAGGAAACGACGCGGCGUGGUAUCGAAAGGAGACGUGUGGUUACUGUUCUCAGGACCGGACAGAGUUGGCAAGAGAAAAAUGGUGUCGGCUCUGUCUUCUCUAGUAUACGGGACCAGUCCUAUAAUGAUCUCACUCGGUUCGUCGUCGAGACAAGAAGCUGGUGGAGUCCGUGGUAAGACCGUGUUGGACAGGAUUGCGGAAACGGUUAAGAGGAGUCCCUUCUCUGUUAUCUUGCUUGAAGACAUCGACGAAGCGGAUCUGUUGUUGCGUGGGAGUAUAAAACGAGCGAUGGAUAGAGGAAGGAUCUCUGAUUCUCACGGACGUGAGAUCAGUUUAGGGAACGUGAUCUUUGUUAUGACAGCGAGCUGGCAUCGUUCAACGAAGACUUGUUUCUCAGACAACGAGGCGAAGAUGAGGGAUUUGGCGAGUGAAAACUGGCGGUUGAGGUUGUGUAUGCGUGAGAAGUUUGGUAAACGGAGAGCUAGCUGGCUGAUGAGUGAAGAGAGGUUGACUAAACCGAAGAAAGAACAUGGUUCCGGUUUAACGUUUGAUUUAAACCAAGCGGCUGAUACGGCUGAUGAUGGUUCGAACAAUACCAAUACGAGCGAGCUAACAGAUAACAACGAUCAAGAAGAGUUCAGCGGGAAGUUAUCUUUGCAAUGCGUUCCUUUUGCGUUCCAUGAGCUGGUGAGUGGUGUAGACGACGCGGUGGCGUUUCGUGCUGUUGAUUUCGGAGCUGUGAGGCAGAGAGUUUCGGACACGUUGUCGGAGAGGUUCGCUACGGUUGUAGGUGAAUCUUUAUCGAUAGAAGUGGAGGAAGAUGUGCUUCAGAGAAUCUUGAGUGGAGUGUGGUUAGGUGACAUGGAGUUAGAGGAGUGGGUUGAGAAGGCGAUUGUUCCGGUUCUGAGCCAGCUCAAGGCUCGUUUGUCGUCUUCCGGUACUUACGGUGACCGUACAGUUGCUCGGCUUGAGCUAGAUGAAGAUUCCGGUGAACGGAGCGGUGGUGAAUUACUGCCGACUAGUGUUACGUUGGCUGUUUGAGGAAGAAAACAGAGAUGGAGUUUUUGUUAUUAUUAUUGGAAUGGUAGAAAAGUAAAUAUGUCUCAACUGGUUUUGGCGGGGGAUGGUAAAAACAGUAUAAAAAAGGUGUUAAUAGUUUUUUUUGUUCUUUUUAUUUACUUAUAGUUUUUGUGUUUAUGUACGCGGUACGGGAGGGGUGAUUUCUGUAGCAAAUUAUAGCGAUUUAUUUGAUAGAUAAAUAAUGAAGAUUAAUAAAUUUUUAAGUC
Raphanus sativus (radish) is the source of this 3564-nucleotide messenger RNA. Its product is annotated as protein SUPPRESSOR OF MAX2 1. Gene Ontology annotation, molecular function: ATP binding; ATP hydrolysis activity. The coding region runs from base 350 to 3319 and encodes 989 amino acids. The record is from RefSeq and is a predicted model, not a curated record. NCBI's taxonomy places the organism in Eukaryota, Viridiplantae, Streptophyta, Magnoliopsida, Brassicales, Brassicaceae. The transcript is spliced from 3 exons.